Messenger RNA from Trichoderma asperellum CBS 433.97, 645 nucleotides. The record is from RefSeq and is a predicted model, not a curated record. Lineage: Eukaryota; Fungi; Ascomycota; Sordariomycetes; Hypocreales; Hypocreaceae.
AUGUGCACUGUGACUCGAUCCAAGCUCGACUACAUAACAUUCUUCGUCCAGCUACUGACCCUCCAUGUCAUUUUCCCAAGUCUUCUUUUGCCGGCCCUAGACUUGCUGGAUCGCGGGCUGGUCACCCGUCUCAUCGUAGGCAGCACAUCGCACACUGCGACUUCUCACGCAAGUCACGCCCUUCAACAUGGCGAAACUGAACUUGGACAAGGUCAGUACACAGAUCGAGACCUAAGCCGUCAGCAGGGAACGGGCUUCAGUAAAGAUCGGAUAUGCAUGUACAGUGUUCAGUCUGCUGCUUCGGCUGCAUCUCGGGGCAGGCGGCGACACACGUCGCACGCGUCGAAAUCAUACGCAGUGCAUAUUGAUGCGCUGAGCUGCAAUUGCGGUGCUUUUGCCCUGGAUGCAUAUUCCAACUACGAUAUGACAGGCAGUACUGAGCAGCUCCAGGAGCCUAGAAUAUCAUCUGGAGAGUUUGGCAGCCUGGUGAUGGACGCUCGGCUGGGUUUGCAGGAGGAUUUUCCCUGUUGUAAGCACCUUCUCGCAUGCCUGUUGGCCGAGAAAUGGAGAGGAACCCCGAGAGGCCAUGUUGAGGACAAAUAUAUAACAAAAGAAGAGUUGGCUGCCAUAAUUGGAGGCCUCUAG